Molecule: messenger RNA, 2571 nt
Organism: Sclerotinia sclerotiorum 1980 UF-70
Lineage: Eukaryota; Fungi; Ascomycota; Leotiomycetes; Helotiales; Sclerotiniaceae
Exons: 3
Coding region: 1-2571 (856 amino acids)
Biological process (GO): protein processing
Cellular component (GO): Golgi membrane; trans-Golgi network
Molecular function (GO): serine-type endopeptidase activity
Source: RefSeq, a predicted model, not a curated record
AUGAAACUACACUCACUCAUCGGCCUGCUUGGUCUCGGGGUUCUUGCAAAUGCUGUAAAUCUGCGCCCACGAAAUUACGAUGCCCACGAUUACUAUGUCUUACAUCUCGACUCGACCGCCGACCCAGUACAGGUAGCAGAAAGGUUAGGCGUAAGUCAUGAUGGCCAGCUUGGAGAGUUGGAAGACCAUCAUGUCUUCUCCGCACAUAAACAAGAUGAAGAUGUUGUACAUACAGCCCUGAAGCAGCGAAAGAUACGGAAGCGGUCGCUGGGCGACUUUGAUAUUCUGGAUACCGUGAAGUAUGCACAAAAGCAAAGGUUGAAGGCUAAAAUGGAGAAGAGAGGCUUGAUGCGGCCAGCGCCUGAAGGUUAUGAAAUCGACAAACGACAAGAUGCCGCAAUACCUGUCGAUUCUGCGCUCGCAAAACAAAAGGCGGUUCAACAAGCCUUGGGAAUUCAAGAUCCAAUAUUCAAAGAUCAAUGGCAUCUGUACAAUCCCGUACAAGUCGGGCACGAUGUUAAUGUGACCGAUGUAUGGAUGCAGAACAUCACUGGAAUUGGCUCAAUUGUCGCUAUCGUGGAUGAUGGAUUAGACAUGUACAGCAAUGAUUUGAAGGCCAAUUACUACGCUGAAGGUUCCUACGAUUUCAACGAGAACACUUUAGAGCCAAAACCACGAUUAUCUGAUGAUAAUCACGGCACACGAUGUGCUGGUGAAGUUUCGGCUGUCAAGAACGACGUCUGUGGUGUUGGAGUCGCAUAUGAUUCGAAGAUUGCUGGAAUUCGUAUUUUGUCCAAGAUGAUUACAGAUGCCGAUGAAGCCGUCGCCAUGAAUUACGCAUUCCAGCAUAAUCAGAUCUACUCUUGCUCAUGGGGUCCUCCUGAUGAUGGAAGAUCGAUGGACGCUCCGGGCAUACUUAUCAAGAGGGCUAUGGUAAAUGCGGUUCAAAAGGGACGUGGUGGAUUGGGUUCCAUCUAUGUGUUCGCAUCCGGGAAUGGCGCCGCCAACGAAGACAACUGCAACUUUGAUGGCUAUACGAAUAGUAUCUACAGUAUCACGGUUGGAGCAAUUGACAGAAAGGGCCUGCAUCCAUAUUAUUCUGAGAAGUGCUCUGCUCAACUUGUCGUCACAUAUAGUAGUGGGAGUGGAGAUUCCAUUCACACGACUGAUGUUGGUACCAACGCUUGUUCUUCUUUACAUGGCGGUACUUCUGCUGCCGCACCUCUCGCGGCAGGAAUAUUUUCUUUAGUCUUACAAAUACGACCAGAUUUAAGCUGGAGAGAUAUGCAAUACCUUGUUAUGUCAACCGCUUUGCCAGUUGAUCUUGAAACGGGCGAAUGGCAAACAACAACAAUUGGAAAGAAGUUUAGUCAUACUUUUGGAUACGGAAAGAUUGAUACCUGGGCAACUAUUGAAGCCGCGAAGACUUUCAAGAAUGUCAAACCUCAAGCUUGGUUCUAUUCUCCUUGGAUCCACGUCAACCAGGCUAUUCCGCAAGGAAAUGAUGGUAUCUCGGUCUCCUUCGAAGUUACCAAGGAAAUGCUGCAAGCAGCGAAUCUAGAGAGAUUGGAGCAUGUCCAAGUCACAAUGAACGUUGCACACACCAAGCGAGGAGAAUUGAGUGUGGACUUGGUUAGUCCAGACAAACUAGUCAGCCACCUUUCCACGACGCGACGUUAUGAUUCCGACACCGACGGAUAUGAUGAUUGGACGUUCAUGUCUGUUGUUCACUGGGGUGAAUCUGGUAUUGGAACUUGGACCAUUACUGUUAGAGAUACUUUCCCGAACGAUCAUAAUGGAACUUUUACAGAUUGGCAUCUCAAACUUUGGGGAGAAGCUAUUGAUGCAGAAAAAGCGAUAGUACUCCCAAUGCCUACCGAACAUGACGAUGAUAAUCACGCCGAGAUCUCCACAACCACCAUUGCAGGAGUCACACCAACAGCAACAUCUGCACCAACUAAUCCUGCAGCUCCAACUGACGCCCUUCCUAGCACACCAUCCGACCACCCCGAUCGUCCUGUAAAUGCCAAACCUUCGGGCACAGAAGAUUCACUAGCCUCGCCUACCUCCACCGCACCUGCAGAAUCAGAAACUACAACUCCGUCAACAUGGAUUCCUUCUUUCCUCCCCACCUUUGGCGUCUCUUCCAAAACCCAAAUUUGGAUCUAUGGCGCCUUAGGCCUCAUCGCUGCUUUCUGCGCUGGUCUAGCAGUAUACCUCUACAUGGCCCGCCGAAAGCGUCUCCGCAAUAACCCAAGAGACGAAUGGGAAUUUGAUCUUCUCGAAGAUGAUGAAGCGGAAGCUCUAGCCGGUAACACUGAAAUGACCAUGAAGAAGGGAGGAAAGAGAAGAGCAGGUGAAUUAUACGAUGCAUUCGCCGCAGGUAGUGACGAUGAAGAUGACGAGUAUAAGGAUGGUGGCGAUGAACGAGAAAAGAAAUUGUACCAGGAUGAUGGGGAGAGUGAGGGCACGGGUAGUGGAAGUGGUCAUCACGUUAUCGGGGAUGAUGACGAUAGUGAUGAUGAGAGCGCGGUAAACGUGAAGGAUGAGAAGAAACCGUUAAGGAAGUAA